GGGAGGGGCGGGCACAGCCUACAGUUCCGCUGACCCGGGUUGGGCUCAGAAGACUGCGCGGCGAUUAAGGUUGCUCCAGUUUCCGGCGCCGCGAAACGGAGAAGGGCUGGAACUGAAGCUUUUCUAGGUGCUCGGGUUGCGUUAACCGGGAGGCGAGCAAGAUGGAGGAGAAUGGUUUGGCGGUAAAUGGUGGGGACCGUCUCCGGGUGCGGCGAGGCUUGGGUGAAGCUGGGAGGGCGCAGCACAAUCCCAUGGUGCAGCCUUCGUCCGGGACAAACGGGCUUCCGAAAACCUCAUACUGGUUAGACCUUUGGAUUUUCAUCCUCCUCGACCUGCUGUUGUUUUUCUUCGUGUAUUUUUUGCCCUGAAUGGUUUACCUGAUAUCUAAAUAAAGAAGUUGUUUUCUGAAGUGGAUUCUGAAAAUGAUUACAAACCUUUUGAAUAAAGAAGACAGGAUUGUGAAGCAGAAGAAUUUCAAAUCAAGGGACCUUUUUAUUUUACACAUUCUGUUACUUAUUUGGGGGACUAUAUAAAAUGGGUAGUGCUCUCAUCCAUUCAUAGCUAAGUUCUUAAAUCUAAACUCAUUCGUUCGUGUUUAAAAACUUUUUUUCAAAUAUCUGAUGGCUCUACAGGGGCUGAAUAUGAAAUUAUUUGUACUUAAUGGUUUAAUGUAUUCAUUAAUAAAUAGUAAUGCCUUUAACAUUUUAAGCUUUGGUCAUGGUUUAAUAUGUAAAUAAUAUGGUAAAAUAAUAAGUUGAGGUAGUUACUAAGUUCAAAAAUAAAUUACUGAAAAGCAAGGGAAGGAUUUUGAGAUAAAGAACCAAGUGUUUUUAAGUUGCAUAAAAAGGCCAUAAUAAUACAAAAGCAUUACAGAACAUGCAGACCCACAAAGUAUUGGCUGUAAAUUUCCAGUUUAAUUUUUAGACUGAGACUCUUAUGAAAUAUAUGCUAUGGUUGAUGGAUUCAUAAAAUUUUAGAGAAAGUAGAUAAUAGCCAGUAUGGGAAAGCUAGCACAUAUAUUCUUUGAAACUCUUGAGCUUCCUAAAAUAGUAUUGUGUGUUAUAUGAACUUUUUAUGUUGCUUGCUAAUAAUUUUGUCUAAUAAAGGUUUACUUGUAUAGUUGAA
Messenger RNA from Choloepus didactylus (southern two-toed sloth), 1125 nucleotides. It is a transcript of the gene ARLN, whose product is annotated as chromosome 3 C4orf3 homolog. Bases 162 to 368 code for a protein of 68 amino acids. The transcript is spliced from 2 exons. NCBI's taxonomy places the organism in Eukaryota, Metazoa, Chordata, Mammalia, Pilosa, Megalonychidae. The record is from RefSeq and is a predicted model, not a curated record.